This is a messenger RNA of Staurois parvus, 810 nucleotides long. Lineage: Eukaryota; Metazoa; Chordata; Amphibia; Anura; Ranidae. The record is from the annotation of a GenBank genome assembly.
AUGGCGGCGGAGGCCGAGUACGAGUCCGUGCUGUGUGUGAAACCGGAAAUCAGUGUGUACCGGAUCCCGCCCCGGGCCUCCAACCGGGGCUACAGGGCCUCCGACUGGAAGCUGGAACAACCGGAUUGGACGGGGAGGAUGAGACUGACAUCCAAGGGAAGGUGGCCUUCAUCAAACUGGAGGACAAGGUGUCAGGGGAACUCUUCGCUCAGGCACCGGUAGACCAGUUUCCCGGAAUCGCAGUGGAGACCGUGACUGACUCCAGCCGCUACUUUGUGAUUAGAAUUCAAGAUGGGAAUGGGAGGAGUGCGUUUAUCGGUAUUGGCUUCUCUGAUCGGGGGGACGCAUUUUGACUUCAAUGUUUCAUUACAGGAUCAUUUCAAGUGGGUGAAGCAGGAGACGGAGCUGUCCAAAGAGCCUCAAGGACAGGACAAUCACCCCAAGCUGGAUUUGGGUUUCAAAGAGGGUCAGACAAUCAAAUUAAACAUUGGGAACAUGAAGAAGAAGGAUGGUCCAUGCAAGCCUCGAGGAGGUGUUGGAGCUGGUGCGAUUGGUCUGCUUCCACCCCCUCCUGGUGGUAAAAUCCCAGCUCCCGCUACCCCUUCAGUACCUGUUGCAAACCAUGUGACUCCUCCACCUAUACAGCCCAGCAACACCUCCACCAGCCCAGAUAUUCUGCUAGAUUUGGGUUCCCCUCUUCCAGCACCUAAAGCCCCCGCCCCAUCAGCAGAUCUGUGGGGUGAUUUCAGUACUGCCAGCAGCAGUCUGCCCUCUCAGGCUCCGCAGUCUUCUAGCUGGGUUCAGUUUUAA